GGCUCCAGUUUUCAACGUCGCGCACAUCCACCGUUCCCCACCUACCCCAAACAGCAUACAUCUUCUCUACAUCCAACUACAUACUAAAGGUGGUCGCCUGAUUUUACAUCCUUUUUUUGAGCACCGCAUCAAAUGGACAUUUUGAAAGGGUCGCCGCUGCCGGCGCAAAUCCAAGAGUGCAUAAGGUCUGUGGACUUAUCCAGGGAUGUCGAUCUUCUCCGCCUUGUUUCUACACUUCUCAAAUAUACCGUGCCUCAAACGUACCUCUCACUUCCAGGGCCCUGUCAAGACGCAGUUUCACGUGUGUUUCGUACAGUCGUUGGGUUGGGCAAUCUCACGGCACGGAUCGGGAUGUUCUCUCGGCAGAAAACGGACCUACCCCGAGAUGUAUGUAAGGCGCUAGAUGCCCAUAUGCAGCUUCUUCAUAAAGCUCUCGCUCCGGGUCUUGUUGGAGAGCUUGUGUUUUCAGCAAGUCUGGCGGCACGCCGAGAAAUAGAAAAGCUUCUAUUCAAAGGAAAAACGUAUGCCAUCGUGCGAGAGGCAGCCCUCAAUUACAGCGACAUGCACGUGCCUCCGAUGCUCCAAAACAUGGACGCUUAUACGGGCUUCUUGGCCACAGAAUUGCUCCUGCUAGAAGACGCGGCCUCUUUCAGUGUAGCGCUUCUCUCUUUCGGAAACAGCGCCGCGUUUUUCGACGUAUUGUUUUCCAGGGCACAUGCGGACUUUUUGCGCCAGACUGUGGGUACUAUGAAGCGCUUUGAGCGCAAACAGGUGCUUGUCAAAUUUCUCGACUUUGCGUUCUCGCGCUACUUGGGCUCGGGGGCCAGUAGCGAGGCGGUUGUGGCGGUUUCGGUGCUCAGUAGAGAGAUCAUAGACAAUUCUGUGUGGGAUGAACUACUCUUGGAAAAAGUGGUCUCGCGAUAUAGCUACCCCUUGAAUUCUAUGGUGGCACUACUGGUGGAUAGCGCCCCGAGCCUCGUGCCCAAAUUCCUAGCUACCUGGGGCGCCGCUGCGGGAUUGGUCAACGAACCUAUUGUGAAACAAGGCUACCGCACGCAUCUUCUUCUAUGUCUCUGUGCGCAAUUGCCUCCGGGUGAGCUACAAGACUUGCUCAAGCUGCCAGCAUUUGUAUCUGCUAUCACGAACCGGCUUUCCUCGCUCUCGUCGCAGGUGAAGUUUUUGGGUGUACUCUUUGCUGAUAAGCUAAGCAGCAUGGCGCAAGCGCAGCCCAUUUUCGAUAUGAACAAUAUGCGUGACAUGCAGCAGCCGGACUUCCCGGCGGACUUCCUCAAAAGCGCCGACUUUUCACUUUCUGUCACAGGCUCGUGGGAGGUGCUCGAGUCGCCAUAUAUUGUGGAGACCGGAGACUUGAAUUCGGAGGCUGGGAUUGAUCUCAAGCCACUCACAUUGCAGGAAACUCCCAAAAAAUCAUUCGCUGCUGACCUCAACAUGAGCGAUGAGGAGGACGACCCGACAUUGGCCAGUCGGGAAAAAGUCCCAGUGCCGAUCUACGUGCGUGAUCUCUUGUCGUACCUAAGUGUGGACUCAAAAGAUCAAAGCGCCUACGAAAAACAAAAGAUCGCGCUUGAGAUCACGCCAACCUUACUCAGGCAAAAGCUGGCAUUUGGCAGCGAAGUCUCCUUUUAUGCUAACGAUCUUCUUGCGCAAUUGGUCGGCUUGUCAAAUCAAUAUGACGACAACAAUUUCGAGACUUCGCGCUUGAACGCAAUGAUAGCAGUUGUUGUGAGCUACCCCGAUGUGUCGCUCCACUUGUGCAAGUUGCUCUUGACCGGUGACUAUUCUCUACAGCAAAGACUAAGCUUGCUUUCAGCAAUGUCUUUUGGUGCACGUGCUCUUCGUGGGUACAAGGACGAGAUUGUAGAUAACAGCUUUAAGCCAACCCCGUUUCCCUCGAAAACGCUCCCCAAAAAGCUUCAUGAUCAGUAUACAGCUAUGGACUAUGGUUAUUCUCGGAUCGAAAACUCCAUUCAAAACGCCUUGAUGAGAGAGUCGUCUGAAGAAGCUCGUGAUGAACUCAGCGGGGGGAGAGUGCUCAGGGUAUCUGCCAAGUUACGUAAAGAGCCCAAGACACUCGAGGUAUCAAAGGAUCAACUUCCUAAUUUUCGUGAUAUCGUCGGCAGGCUCUUCUUCUUCCCCCUCGUCGCUGUUUGGUAUGAGAGUGGAGGCAUCAACAUCGGUCAUUAUACACCUGUUCUUAUAGCACAUUAUGUGAGGACUCUAUCUUUGAUAUUGCACUGUGCCUAUCCUACAGCGAUUGAUCUCAAGGACAUGGCAGGGGAAUAUUUGACUUUGGUGACACCAGUGCUUCAAAAGGUCGGCACUGACCAAUUGCAAGUAAUAGAAAGCAUUGUUACAGGAGUAACUUUGAUCUGUGAAAUAUUGGAUCCAACUUUCUUGAUCACUUCUUUCGAUGGAAACCUCCAUAUUAUUGAGAGCGUACUACUGCAAUGGUGGGAAUCUCUUAUUGAUGACAGAGUCAAGAGUUUGUGUGCUGGUCUUCUUUUAAGGCUCAAUCGGCUCCGGGAGAAUAUGGAAAGAACCUUACUUGAUCAGAUGAAUGGGGCACUUUUUGCAUGAGUUCCUACAUACUUGUGCUUACUUAAAAUGUUUACAAUCACAAGCAGUGGCAUUUGUUGAGCUGAUAGCGCGUAUUUCAAAACAAGUAAGUUAGAGGUGAAAAAGAAUAAAGUCUACCAUACAACGAUAUGAAGUCGAACACAGUUCGCACUGAACACUACUGCAAAGUAAUCAAUUUCAACUGCAGCAAUAUGAGUUUGGAAUCCCCCUUCAUUUCAUAGCUCCAUACCAAUAAUUUCAUCAAAGAGUUUUAGUACUGGCAUCGCGGUCAAUUUGCUCUCAUUUG
Metschnikowia bicuspidata var. bicuspidata NRRL YB-4993 is the source of this 2884-nucleotide messenger RNA. RefSeq lists its product as uncharacterized. The record is from RefSeq and is a predicted model, not a curated record. Gene Ontology annotation, biological process: protein stabilization; telomere maintenance via telomerase. The coding region runs from base 133 to 2598 and encodes 821 amino acids. Gene Ontology annotation, molecular function: telomeric repeat DNA binding; Hsp90 protein binding. NCBI's taxonomy places the organism in Eukaryota, Fungi, Ascomycota, Pichiomycetes, Serinales, Metschnikowiaceae. The transcript has a single exon. Gene Ontology annotation, cellular component: cytosol.